Messenger RNA from Frankliniella occidentalis (western flower thrips), 3457 nucleotides. It is a transcript of the gene RasGAP1, whose product is annotated as GTPase-activating protein. Gene Ontology annotation, biological process: regulation of GTPase activity; intracellular signal transduction. The transcript has 19 exons. The coding region runs from base 396 to 3002 and encodes 868 amino acids. The record is from RefSeq and is a predicted model, not a curated record. Lineage: Eukaryota; Metazoa; Arthropoda; Insecta; Thysanoptera; Thripidae.
GUAAACCGGAUUUUGAUCGGUUUGAGGCCAGUAACCCCCCAGUUUUACGCUACCAUUCAUUACAAGUUCAAGGUGUGAAACGGAUCGAUGAGAUCAUUCCUCUCAUUCAUGAUUUUCUAGUACAACACGCACAGCCAUGAAUGGAGUCAUACGCAAGGCAGCUGAACAACUUUUCAAAUUGUUUGCUUCCUUGCAAAAAUAUUUUCCUAUCGAUUUUACCAACGGCUCUAUAAACUCACUGUUUCAAAUUGUAUUAACUUUGCAGUAAAGUAAUUAACUGGUUUUUAAAAACACAAGUCGUCAAGCUCGAAGAUUUGACUUGACUUCCUUAGUCAGGAGUACUUCGUCUUUUUUCAUUCAACUGUUCUUCUUUUGUCACAAAUGGAGUAAGCAUCAUGGCGGACGUGAAGGGGAAAGUUCGUGUAGUGGAACGUUUGAAAAUCAAAAUAGGUGAAGCAAAAAAUUUACCAAGCCGUAGUCAUGGAUCAAUCAAUCAAAGAGAUGUCUAUUGUGCACUUUCAUUAGAUCAAGAGGAAAUCUUCCGGACAGAAACUAUUGAGAAAACAUUAAGUCCAUUUUUUUCUGAGGACUUUCAGUUUGAAGUUCCUCGAAGAUUUCGUUAUCUAUCUGUCUAUAUUUAUGACCGUGACCGCCAUCUGAAACAAGAUAAGGUCAUUGGCAAAGUUGCAGUGAAAAGAGAAGAGCUUCACUCAUAUCAUAGUAAAGACCACUGGUUUCCUAUCUUGCCAGUUGAUGCAGAUAGUGAAGUUCAGGGAAAAGCUCAUAUUGAUGUGAAGUUUGAGGCUGUUGUCAAAGCAAACAGUCAUUUGGAGCAUCAUAAUUCUAGACUCACUGUUAGAUUGAUCGAAUGCAAUGAGUUGACCCUGAAGAAUGGUGCUUGUGACCCGUUUGCUACAGUGACAGUGAAAUAUUCCAAUGGCAAACAAGAAACCAAAAAGGCAAAGGUUAAAAAGAAAACCAGCUCUCCUCAUUUUGAUGAAACAUUCAUCUUCGAGCUACCUUCAGUGAGAGGCCAAAAUCAUGACAGGGAGUGGCAGUAUCGUGUGUCUGAUGCUUGUGCAGAUGUUGAUUGGAGUGAGCUUGUCAUUUCUUUGUGGCAUGACUCUGCUGGCAUGUCAGACAAAAUAUUCCUAGGUGAAGUUCGUAUUUCACUUGGCGGCGUGCAGCAGCAGAACCAUGCUGCAACAAAUGCAUGGUACUUCUUACAACCUCGUUCACUUUCUCACCGACCAACUUCCAAGCAAUUAAACAGCCCGGCAUCUGCUCGUGGACACUCUAAUUCUUUGGGUUCUCUGCGUCUAAACAUCCAGUAUACAGCUGAUCAUGUAUUUUCUAGUCAUGUUUACAAUGGUCUUCGGGAUUUACUUCUGCAGAGUGUUAACGCAGAGCCUGUUACAUCUAGUGCUGCAUAUAUUCUUGGAGCAAUAAUUCCUAGUAAAGAGGAUACAGCACAGCCUUUGGUCAAACUGUUCCUUCAUCAUGGACAGCUUGCACCUACUAUCACAAACCUUGCAAGAUGGGAAAUAUCAAAAGUAACUGAUCCAAAUACAAUAUUCAGAGGUAAUACCCUUGUUUCAAAAAUGAUGGACGAGGCCAUGAAAUUGGUUGGUCUGCAUUACCUGCACAACACUCUUCGACCAACUUUGGAUUUAGUAUUUCAAGAACAUAAACCAUGUGAAAUUGACCCUAGUAGAGUAGAGGAUCCGAGCCAAAUACAGACUAAUCUGCUUAAUUUGAAAGAUUAUGUGGAAAAAAUAUUUACUGCUAUCACAAAUUCAGCCAUCCGGUGUCCAACCUUAAUGUGCCAGCUAUUCCAUAAUUUGAAGGAACUUGCAACCUCAUACUUUCCUGAAAAUAAAGAGGUGCGGUACUCUGUUAUAUCAGGCUUUAUUUUCCUACGCUUCUUUGCGCCUGCUAUACUUGGACCUAAGUUAUUUGACCUCACCACUGAACAGAUUGAUAGCCAAACUAAACGAACCUUGACUUUGAUUUCCAAGACAAUUCAAAGUCUUGGAAAUCUAGUAAGCUCAACAUCUCUUCAAAGAGAGUACAAGAAAGAGUAUAAAGAAGAGUAUAUGGCUUGUGUUUUUGACAGUGUUUACACUGAGAGCCGUGUUCUUGCAGUCAGACAGUUUUUGGAAAUAAUAUCAGCUACUUCUAAUCCAACUCAAAGAAACCUUGAUUCGCCUGUGGUUCUCAAAGAAGGAGUAAUGAUAAAGAGAGCUCAAGGCCGCAAAAGAUUUGGUCGGAAAAAUUUUAAGCAGAGAUAUUUUAGAUUAACUACUCAAGAUCUCACUUAUUCCAAAAAUAAGGGAAAAGAACCACUUUGUUGUAUUCCCCUGAAUCAAAUAUUAGCUGUUGAAAAGCUUCAAGAAGAUUCCUUUAAAAAGAAUUACAUGUUUCAAAUUGUUCAACCAGAGAGAGCCCUCUACAUUCAGGCUAAUAACUGUGUGGAAGAAAAGGAAUGGAUUGACAUACUUACUAAAAUUUGCCAAACAAAUGCCAACCGCCUCAGUAGUUAUCAUCCAAGUGCGUACAUCAAUGGACACUGGCUCUGUUGUAGAGCACAAAGUGAAGCAGCUGCUGGUUGUAGUGAAGUUUCAACAACCGUAGAUGCUACACUUCAAAUGAAUCUUGAUCCAGAUAGAGAGCUUCAACGAAUCCAUUCUCUUGUAAUUUCAAAUAUUGAUCGGUUAGAAAACCUAGUUGUGGCUUCUGGGGAUACUAAUUUACUUUCAAGUUUCAUGAUAGAGGAGAAACACUCUUUCUCCACCACUUUAAAACAAUUACAGGAUACUAUUUUCAGCUUAGAGCAGGAGCAUCGUACAUACCUCCGAUCAGUAGCUAGAGAAACCAAAUAUGGUAGCAAGCAAGCUCCUAUAGGUGAUGACAAUUACUUACUGUUGGCUGCAAGAGUAGGUCGAUUGGACAACAGCCAUAUCAGGCAAACCCAAUCCCUUCCAAUGUGGCCGGUUCAAUGACAUUGGCCUAUGCGGCAGUCUUGUCUGCCCCGCCAAACCUCCAGUGCUUCCCACAAAGGUCCUCAGUUACUGCAAAAAGUCCUCUCUCAACUUAAUAUUUAGUUUUCUAAAUUCUAGCAUAAAACAUCUUAUCAAAUUCAAGCCAUUCACUCUUGCUCAUAUCAUUAUGCAAGUCCUUAUGUCACUGUGGCUAUGAAUCUCAAAGUGCCAAAUAUUGCUAUGUAUGCUAGUGCCAUUUUUUUUUAUUUUUUUUUCAGUUUUCUCUCAUGUUUCAAGUGAGGCACAUUUAGUUGGCUCAAAGCAAGAAAAGAGGCUAUAGAUGUAUUUGAAAAUGGUCUUUGUAUAGAAUCCUAAUGGUCAAUUUUCAUAACUAGGGCUGAUAUAUAAACUGUAACAUAAUCCUAUUUUCUUGACAAUUUCUAUUAUUGUCUGUAGAAUGAACAAAUUGUUAUAUC